GACGUCAGACGCCAGGGGGGCGGAGCGACGAAGGGAAGGAGGAGGGAAGUAGGCCUUCAACAUGGCGGCUGUGGUACCGGCAGUGGCUGCGGUGACAGUCCGGCCCGGGGCGGGUAGAGUGGGAAGAGGUGGUGUUCUCUUUCCCUAGGGGCAGUGGGAGCUCAGCAGGGACUGAGCCCGGGAGGCCGGGUGGCGCCAGCACCUUUCAGCUUUCGGGACGGCAGCGGCCUUCAGAUUCUAAAUGGCUUCUAAGAAGUUGGGGACAGAUUUUCAUGGGACUUUCAGUUACCUUGAUGAUGUCCCAUUUAAAAUAGGAGACAAAUUCAAGACACCAGCUAAAGUGGGUCUUCCUAUUGGCUUCUCCUUGCCCGACUGUGUACAGGUUGUGAAAGAGGUACAGUAUGACUUCUCCUUGGAAAAGAAAACGAUUGAGUGGGCCGAAGAUAUUAAGCUAAUCCAAGAAGCUCAGCGAGAAGCAGAGCGGAAGGCCGAGGAUGCAGAAGCUAAAGUGAAUUCUAAGAGUGGCCCAGAGGGUGACAGCAAAAUGAGCUUCUCCAAGAUUCACAGUACAGCCACAAUGCCGCCUCCUAUUAACCCCAUCCUUGCCAGCUUACAGCACAAUAGCAUCCUCACUCCAACUCGGGUCAGCAGUAGUACUACAAAGCAGAAAGUUCUCAGCCCUCCCCACACAAAGGCAGAUUUCAAUCCUGCUGACUUUGAGUGUGAAGAGGACCCGUUUGAUAAUCUGGAGUUAAAAACCAUUGAUGAGAAAGAAGAGCUGAGAAACAUUCUGGUAGGAUCAACUGGACCCAUAAUGGCUCAGCUACUGGACAGUAGCUCACCCAGAGGGAGCUCGGGCUCUGUAUUACAGGAUGAGGAGGUCUUGGCAUCCUUGGAGCAGGCAACCUUAGAUUUCAAGCCUCUUCAUAAACCCAAUGGCUUUAUAACUUUACCACAGUUGGGCAACUGUGAAAAGAUGUCGCUGUCUUCCAAAGUGUCCCUUCCCCCUAUCCCUACAGUAAGCAAUAUCAAAUCUCUGUCCUUCCCCAAACUUGACUCUGAUGACAGCAAUCAGAAGACAGUUAAGCUUGCGAGCACUUUCCAUAGCACAUCCUGCCUACGAAGUGGCGCGUCUCGGAAUUUCCUGAAGCCUUCCACCCAAAGCAGUGCCAGUGAGCUCAAUGGGGACCACACUCUUGGGCUUUCAGCUUUGAACUUGAACAGUGGCACACAGGUGCCAACCCUGACAGCCUCCCAGAUGCCUUCCCUGUCUGUCUUGUCUGUGUGUACAGAAGAACCAUCACCUCCAAAUACAUGUCCCACAGUAACCCCUCUAAAUUUCUCAGUGUCACAAGUGCCCAACAUGCCUAGCUGUCCCCAGGCCUAUUUGGAACUGCAGGCAUUGUCUCCAAGUGAGCGGCGAUGUGUUGAGACAGUAGUCAACAUGGGCUACUCCUAUGAUUGUGUCCUGAGAGCCAUGAAGAAGAAAGGAGAGAAUAUUGAGCAGAUUCUCGACUAUCUCUUUGUACAUGGACAGCUUUGUGAGAAGGGCUUUGACCCUCUUUUAGUGGAAGAGGCUCUUGAAAUGCACCAGUGUUCAGAAGAAAAGAUGUUGGAGUUUCUUCAGCUAAUGAGCAAAUUUAAGGAAAUGGGCUUUGAACUGAAAGACAUUAAGGAAGUUUUGCUAUUACACAACAAUGACCAAGACAAUGCUCUGGAAGACCUCAUGGCCCGGGCUGCAGCCAGCUGAGACCAGGCCCCGCCACGGCCCUGCCACGGCCUCACCAGCCCCAGGAGGCCCUGCAUAGCUCCCUUGGGGGAAGAAAGACAUGCUUGCAGACUUUCUUUGGGGUUAGAAGGUCAGGUGUGGAGUGACACUUGUUAGUCUGUGAGCCCAGACUUGAGCUGUGAGGAAGGGAGGAAGAUUUGGGCACACAAUGCCCUAUUCAAUAUUAAACAUACCUGUACAUUGAGAAGUGUCCUUCCCACCUUGGCCUUUUAGAAAGAAAACUUGGAUCUUUCUGGGUCUCUGAUGGUCUGGUUUCCGAGGAGUGGGAGGAGCAGGAGGGGCAGAUGGCUGCUGCUUUGGGGCAAGGUGCUUUGCUCUCUGUGGCAUAGUGGGCUCUGACCCAAAUUGAAUGCAGGUGAGAGGUUCUUCCGGGGUACCUUCCCCAAAGCCCUUAGUGCUACACUGGUUCUGGAAUGUCUCUACGGUACAAAAGAUGCACUUUUCCUCACGGGGCAAAGUCUGCCUCUUCUGCCAGGCAGUGAACCAUGUGCCCCUGUUCAGACUGUUUAUUAUUAUUAAUUAUUAUUAUUUUUGGCUUAGACCAUAAUCCUCUGCUGCCGAGGGUAUUGGAGCCCCUGUGCUAGGAAGCUCUUGUCAGUUUGAGUAACCCUUGGCCCCUUCCCAGCACACUGGUGAGAAAAAGGCCAUGACUUGUCACUCAGCACUACCCCAGUUCUUGAAUGGCCUCCUCCAGCCCUACUUUAGGAUGACACAAUGAGUAACUUAGGCAUAGAAACCAGUCUCUUUUGUUUGUAUUAUGUUUUACUCCAUUAAAGAUUUAAAUACAAAGGAUAUAAUACAGUCUUGAAUCAAAAGUAAUUUGCUAACUAUUUUGAUUCUUCAGAGAACUAAUAAUAAAAAUCUAAAAGGUA
Messenger RNA from Meriones unguiculatus (Mongolian gerbil), 2661 nucleotides. RefSeq names its product ubiquitin associated protein 1 (gene Ubap1). Lineage: Eukaryota; Metazoa; Chordata; Mammalia; Rodentia; Muridae. The transcript has 7 exons. Gene Ontology annotation, molecular function: ubiquitin binding; DNA binding. Gene Ontology annotation, biological process: ubiquitin-dependent protein catabolic process via the multivesicular body sorting pathway; regulation of DNA-templated transcription. Bases 242 to 1750 code for a protein of 502 amino acids. Gene Ontology annotation, cellular component: ESCRT I complex. The record is from RefSeq and is a predicted model, not a curated record.